CGUGACAAACCACGACCUUGGGGAAUUCUAGCCGUGCAAGCAAUUCUAAAUUUCUCAGUGCUCAGCGCUGAGCCAGCCCUCUCAUUGACAAAGUCUUACUUCCAUGAUUCCGGCAAUAGGUCUCUAAAAUGGACCAAUCCGUCCUUGUUUAUUCAUUCACUGCUCUGGCCGUAUUGUUACCAUGUCUCUAUCUAGCUCUCAUCUUGCUUUCGCCUCCCCCAAUAAUAACCCGACCCUCAGAAAAGACAUACCGCUCACAAAAAUCCCUCAAAGAUCCUCUCAGCCUCCCAUCUCUCGCCGAUGCAGGCUCCAUUGAUCUCAGCGUCAUCAUUCCCGCAUACAACGAGACAGCCCGUCUUCCGUCCAUGCUCGAAACGACACUUGAUCACCUAAACUCUGCUUCCAUCCGCCACACGCGCACAUACGAGCUCAUCAUCAUUGACGACGGUUCAAAAGAUGACACGUCCGCCCUCGCGCUAAAAUUGGCACAGCAACACCUCAACAGCGAUAUUCGGGUUGUCACCCUCGAAAAGAACCUUGGCAAGGGUGGUGCGGUACGUCAUGGAAUGCUACAUGCACGCGGAAACAGGUUGUUGAUGGUGGAUGCGGAUGGUGCGAGUCGCUUUGAGGACUUGGAGCUGCUGUGGAGGAAGAUGGACGAACUGGGGCCGAAGAAUGAGCCGACGGUGGUCGUCGGCAGUCGAGCGCACCUCGUCAAGACCGAAGCUGUGGUCAAGCGCUCUGUACUCCGCAACAUUCUCAUGUACGGCUUGCACACCAUCCUACGUAUAGUGGGUGUGGGGCAUAUUCGUGACACCCAGUGCGGAUUCAAACUAUUCUCGCGCUGCGCUGCACAGAAGAUUUUUCCUGCACAGCAUCUUGCCACUUGGAUAUUCGACGUUGAGCUACUCUUGCUUGCGAAGCAGCUGGGUAUACCUGUUGCAGAAGUCUCCGUACAAUGGCAUGAGGUGGCGGGGAGCAAACUGAAUGUUGUCAAGGACUCGCUACAAAUGCUUAGGGACCUGCUCGUUCUCCGCGCUAACCAGCUCACUGGACGAUGGAAAGUAACACCAUGAUGAUAUACCAGAGCCAUACCAGUCAUAGAAAAGUAGAUUGUUGAUGCGCAUGGCGAAUGUGCUCUCACCAGCUCUGCAGGCACAACUUGGAAUAUAUCAUGACUGUACAUAGAGCAACAUUGAUUAUUGUAAUUAUAGCAUCACAUGUGCCAUCGUGAGCGGUUUAUAUGCAUGCUCUGGAGAUUAAGCUGGAAUAUUAGAACCGACGAGCGUGCGCAAUGAUUUGGGUAUAGCACGGCAAAUCCGAAC
Suillus bovinus is the source of this 1325-nucleotide messenger RNA. RefSeq names its product Alg5-prov protein. The record is from RefSeq and is a predicted model, not a curated record. The transcript has 3 exons. Bases 129 to 1076 code for a protein of 315 amino acids. Gene Ontology annotation, cellular component: endoplasmic reticulum membrane. NCBI's taxonomy places the organism in Eukaryota, Fungi, Basidiomycota, Agaricomycetes, Boletales, Suillaceae.